Messenger RNA from Asparagus officinalis (garden asparagus), 1396 nucleotides. RefSeq lists its product as uncharacterized. The coding region runs from base 125 to 1189 and encodes 354 amino acids. NCBI's taxonomy places the organism in Eukaryota, Viridiplantae, Streptophyta, Magnoliopsida, Asparagales, Asparagaceae. Gene Ontology annotation, molecular function: hydrolase activity. The transcript is spliced from 9 exons. The record is from RefSeq and is a predicted model, not a curated record.
UGUAUGUCACGUGCGAAUUGCCCCAGAAGCCGAGAACAGCGAAAAGCUUAGAACUUCCAUUUUUCGUCUCCAGUCCAAAACUUCAAGGAGUCAAGACCCAAGAGAGGGCCUUUGAGGCCCAUAAAUGAUUCGCACAUGGGUACUGAGAAUCAACGCCUCAGCUCACCCUCAAUCUCCCCCUCCUCCUCCAUUGUUCUUCUCUGCUUCGAUGUCUUCCUCUUCUUCUAAGCUCAAGAGAUCGGCCAUGUCGCAGCCGCGAGCUGUCAGGAUCGCGAUCGUCGGUGAUGUGCACGAUGAUUGGGACCUAGAAGAAGAUUCAAGAGCCCUACACUUUUUACAGCCUGAUUUGGUUCUCUUUACAGGUGACUAUGGCAAUGAGAAUGUCGAGCUUGUUAGAAGCAUUUCAAUCCUUGAUAUCCCAAAAUCUGUUAUUUUGGGUAACCAUGAUGCUUGGCGAACUCAUCAGUUCUCAGAGCGAGAUAAGAAGGUAGAUCGUGUACAGCUUCAAUUGGAAUGUCUCGGCCAGCAGCAUGUUGGUUACAAACGUUUAGAUUUCCCAACUCUACAGCUUAGUGUGGUUGGUGGCCGGCCAUUUUCUUGUGGAGGUGAAGCAUUAUUUCGUCCCAGGCUUCUAUCUGCAAGGUAUGGAGUUAAUGAUAUGGAAGAAAGUGCAAAGAAAAUCUAUGAAGCGGCUCUAGGGAUUCCAGAGGACCACUCCGUUGUUCUCCUUGCACAUAAUGGACCUACAGGGCUAGGAUCAACAAUGAGCGACAUUUGUGGAAGAGACUGGGUGUAUGGAGGAGGUGACCAUGGCGAUCCAGAUCUUGCUCAAGCUUUGCACAAGUUGAAAUCAAGCAUGCAAAUUUCCAUCCCUUUGGUGGUAUUUGGCCACAUGCACAAGGCACUAACCUAUGGAGGACAAAGGAAGAUGAUUGCGGUCGGAGAUGAUGGCACAAUUUACUUGAACGGAGCAAUUGUUCCAAGAGUUAAACCUGAGCCUGAAAUUGUAAGUUCAGGCCACAACGAAACUGGCACUCUCCGAGCCUUCACCUUACUUGAGAUUAAGAAUGGAGAAAUAGAGAAAAUAGCGGAGACUUGGGUUUUCGUUGAUGGGAGCAGAGUUGAGGUACAAGAGGAGAGCACAUUAUUUACGAGAUCGCACAAUGGUGUUUCCGUUCGAGCUUCGUGAUUUAGUUCCAUGGGAAAUUUAUACUGUUUCGGAUGUAUAUUGGGGGAUUAUGCUACAUGUAGAAGAAUAAGGAAAACCCGCAUUGUAGCCUGGACGAGGGGCAAUUUAUCUACUAGCAGUUUUCAGUGAGAAGGAACUUAGUUGUGAGAGCCAUAUAUGCACGGAUCAUAAUAUAUUUGAAUAUGAGACUGAAAGCAUAUCUGAAUA